GGCGGACUGGGCUGUGGGGGAAGGUCCCCGCUUGAGGUGCCUCUCGGCUCGUCUCCCCGCCCGGUACCAGGGGGCGGGCCCGGGACUCUCCCCCCUCCACCCGCACCGGGCUCCGGGCUCUCCAGGCUUUUUGAGGAGGAGCCGGCGGGCCGGGCCGGGGCCGGGGCUGGGGCCGCCGCUUGCAGGGUAUCUCAAGUGCCUUCCCUUUUUUGAGAUUUCUGAAAAUAAAAUAACUAAGAAGCAAUCUAGAUGAUGGAGAUGAUAUUGGAUAGAUUUAGAACUGGAAGGACCUCAGAGGACAUCAAAUCCAACCGUCUCAUUUUGCAGUUGAGAUACUGAAGCCAGGAGGAGUUAACUGACCGGCCCAGGGUCACACAACAAGGAAAUGUUUGAGGAAAGUUCUACUUCCUGUGAAAGGAAAUAAAGAUGAAAUUGAAAUUUUUAACUAUAAAUUAGAUGGAUUUAUGUUAUUUUCUUGUGAACUAAAGUGAUUCAAUGUCUCUUCUGGAUUGUUUCUGUACCUCACGGACACAAGUUGAAUCAAUCAGAUCUGAAAGUCAGUCUGAAACAAGCAUCCACCAAUACUUGGUAGAUGAGCCAGCCUUCUCUUGGGUGCCUUCCUCUCCUAGAGGCAAUGAAAUGCCAUUAUGCUCUUCUAAUGUUUCUCACUAUGAACUCCAAGUAGAAAUAGGAAAAGGAUUUGACAAUUUAACUUCAGUCUACCUCGCCCGGCAUACUCCCAGUGGAACAUUAGUGACUAUAAAAAUUACAGACCUGGAAAGUUGCUCUGAAGAACAUUUGGCAGCUUUGCAGAAUGAAGUGACACUCUCCCACUUCUUCCGGCACCCGAACAUUACUGCAUACUGGACAGUGUUCACAGCUGGCAGCUGGCUUUGGGUCAUCUCUCCAUUUAUGGCUUAUGGUUCUGCAAGUCACCUCUUGAAGACUCACUUUCCUGAAGGAAUGAGUGAAACUUUAAUAGGAAACAUUCUGUUUGGAGCAGUGAGAGGGUUAAACUAUCUGCACCAAAAUGGCUGUAUUCACAGGAGUAUUAAAGCCAGUCACAUCUUGAUUUCUGGAGAUGGCCUUGUAUGUCUCUCUGGCCUGUCCCGUCUCUACAGUUUGGUUAACCAUGGGCAAAAGUCUAAAGCUGUGUAUGAUUUCCCCCCGUUCAGUAGAUCAGUUCAUCCAUGGCUGAGUCCAGAAUUACUAAGACAGGAUCUAUAUGGGUAUAAUGUGAAGUCAGAUAUUUAUAGUGUUGGUAUUACAGCAUGUGAAUUAGCCAAUGGGCAGGUACCUUACCAAGAUAUUCACCGGACUCAGAUGCUAUUACAAAAACUGAAAGGUUCUCUUUCCUACCCAUUGGAGAAAAAUGCAACCCUUCAAACAGAAUCCAGAUUAAAGAACUCCCGCUCUGGUGUAGACUCUGGAAUUGGAGAAAGUGUGUUAGUUUCUAGCUUGACACACACAGUGACCAGUGAGAGACUGCACACUCCAUCUUCAAAAACAUUUUCUCCCGCUUUUCACAGUUUGGUAGAACUAUGUUUGCAACAAGACCCUGAAAAAAGACCAUCAGCAAGCACGUUGCUGUCACAUGCGUUUUUCAGGCAGAUAAAAGAACAGACCCAGGAUUCAAUACUUUCAUUGCUGCCUCCUGCUUGUAGCAAAUGGCCAGUAGCAAUACCUCCAGUAUCAACCUGGACUGAGCCUAAAUAUAUUCUUAUGGAUGAAGAAGACAUUGACUGGGAAUUCUAGAGACUUCAGAUCACUCUUAUGUCCUAUUUACUUGACCUCUUUGCUGCUUUUUCUCUAUAUAGGCUAAGUACCUGUGCCAGAGCCAUACUUGAAAAUACAAUUGUUGCACUGGAAAUUUUAAAUCACUCUUUUUCUUUAACAGCCUUUCCAAAUGGCUCUAAGUGCUAAAAGUUCUGGAAACUUUUAGAAUUAAGAAUUUGGUUGCUUUCUUUGGUUGUGUAUUUUGUUCAAACUGUGAUUCCUUCUUGACCUCCAAAUAUAAUGUUGAUCUAUUUUUCUCAUGUUCUUGGCUGCUUUCAGGGUGAACCCUCCAAGGAGGACAAGACAGUAACUUUUCAAAUACAUUUUUUCUUCUACUUUCCCUAACUUUUUGGCUUCUAUCAUGGGAGAAAUGGCCAAUUCAUCUUGACAUCUAUUUUAAGUAGAAGGAAAAAAAUGUUUUUUUCAUUGUCUUCUCCUGACACAAUAUCUAUUCUCUAUCAAUCAAUCAAUCUGAGCCUAAGAUUAAAUGAUUCACUAGUAUUUUUAUAAAGGAAUGUGAAUUUUUUCCAUUUCAAAAACACCUAAUUAGUUGCACUUUUAAAUUAAAUUCAUGCACUCUAUGUA
Sarcophilus harrisii (Tasmanian devil) is the source of this 2361-nucleotide messenger RNA. It is a transcript of the gene STRADB, whose product is annotated as STE20 related adaptor beta. Bases 496 to 1755 code for a protein of 419 amino acids. Gene Ontology annotation, molecular function: protein serine/threonine kinase activator activity; ATP binding; protein kinase activity. Gene Ontology annotation, biological process: protein phosphorylation. NCBI's taxonomy places the organism in Eukaryota, Metazoa, Chordata, Mammalia, Dasyuromorphia, Dasyuridae. The transcript has 14 exons. The record is from RefSeq and is a predicted model, not a curated record.